Candidozyma duobushaemuli is the source of this 1716-nucleotide messenger RNA. Its product is annotated as sugar porter family MFS transporter. The coding region runs from base 1 to 1716 and encodes 571 amino acids. The record is from RefSeq and is a predicted model, not a curated record. The transcript has a single exon. Gene Ontology annotation, cellular component: membrane. Gene Ontology annotation, molecular function: carbohydrate:proton symporter activity. Lineage: Eukaryota; Fungi; Ascomycota; Pichiomycetes; Serinales; Metschnikowiaceae. Gene Ontology annotation, biological process: transmembrane transport; carbohydrate transport.
AUGUCAGAAACAGAGUCCAAAACCUCUCAGACCACAGAGGAGGUGCCUAAGUUCCUCAAGUGCAAGGGCGAAAAGCUCAACAAGGUGAUUACCACCAUGUGCGGUGUUGGUUUCUUCCUUUUCGGCUAUGACCAGGGAGUGAUGGGUUCUCUUUUGACGCUUCCGACGUUCAGAGCCACUUUCCCGGAAAUGGACACCGUUUCCAACGACGAGCAGAGCUAUGCUAUCUGGCAGGGCUUCGUCAUUGGCAUCUACGCCGUGGGGUGUUUGCUAGGGGCCCUUUCCACCAUGUACAUUGGAGACAAGUUUGGCCGUGUCAAGAUGAUUUUCUGGGGAUGUGUGAUUAUUGUGAUUGGCGGAAUUUUGCAAGCCGCUGCCAUCAGCACCGAUUUCUUGAUCACGGCUCGGAUUAUUUCGGGAGUAGGCAACGGUUUGCUUACUGCCACUGUUCCACUCUACGCUGCCGAGUGUUCCAAAGCCAACAGCAGAGGCAAAAUGCUCUGCAUCCACGGCUCCUUGAUCACAUUCGGCAUUGCCGUUUCGUACUGGAUCGACUUUGCCUUCUACUUCACAGAACCCUUGGAGCCCCACGGAGAGGUUUCCUGGAGAUUCCCCAUUGCGUUCCAGCUUGUGUUCCCAGUGGGGAUCUGCUGUUUCGGCACCACGUUCCCGGAAUCGCCCAGAUGGCUUAUGGGCCAGAGCAGACGUGAAGAAGCCGCCAAAGUGUUUGCUUCUUUGUACGAUAAGGUGCCCAGCCAUCCAUAUGUGCAGCUGCUUUGCGACGAUAUUGCCAGAUCCUUGGACGCUGAAAAGAAGGCCGGCGGUAACAAAUUUUCCUUGAAAGCCUUGGUCAGACAGGGCCCCCGCAAGAACUUCCAGAGAGUCAACUUGGCCGGCUGGUCCCAGGUCAUGCAGCAGAUUUGCGGUAUCAACUUGAUCACCUACUACGCUGGAACUAUUUUCGAGAGUUACAUCGGCAUGGACCCGUUGGAGUCUCGUAUUUUGGCCGCGUGCAACGGCACCGAGUACUUUUUGGCCUCUUUGAUUCCCAUCUUCGUUAUCGAAAAAUUCGGCAGAAGAAAGCUCUUCCUUUUCGGUACCUCGGGCCAGUGCUUGAGUAUGUUGUUGCUUUAUGUGUGUAUGGAGAUUGCCGAACAGGGCAACGACGGAGGCUCGAUUGGUGCUGCCGUGUUGCUUUUUGCUUUCAACACCUUCUUUGGAAUGUCGCUUUUGUCGCUUACCUGGUUGUACCCUCCAGAAGUGUCCUCCCUUGAAGUCAGAGCUCCUACAACCGGUAUCUCCACCGCCUGCAACUGGGGCUUCAACUUUAUGGUUGUGAUGAUCACGCCCAUCUGCUUCAAUUCCAUCGAUCACCACACAUACCUUAUUUUCUUUGCCAUCAACUUCCUCAUGGUGCCCGUUUUCUACUUCUUGUACCCCGAGACCAGAGGCAGAACCUUGGAGGAGAUGGACUUGAUUUUCGAAGAAACGCCCACCUGGAAGCCCUGGAAGGCUGUGCACCUUGCAGCCACCAUGCCUUUCCUCCACGAAAAGGACGAUCUCGAGAGCUUCAAGGCCAGAGCUUCUCACGAGCAGUACUCCCAUGUUCCCGAUUCCGCUGAGUCUGACGCUGGGCUCAUGGACCAAAAGGCCGAUGCCAAGCAUGUGGAAGACACCAACAGGGAGGAGAGCUCCAGAGACUCCAGGGGUGUGUGA